AAAAAGUCAAUUGUCAAUGUCAAUGAAGUAAAUAAUAAAAAAUCAAACAUUAUCAUGUAUCCUUGUAAAACACAAUAAAUUACUAAGAUAUGGCCUUGUUUUCAUGCCAUUAUCUACCCACAAAUCGUUUUAGUUCCGUUUCGUUGUUGUAACAUUGAUAAGAGGUCGUGUAGUGCUCAUAGUGCGUCGGCGGCGCGCGAUGUCGCUGGCGGAGUACCUGAGCCCCGCGCGGGUGUACCGCGAGGUGCUGCGGCGCCCGGUGGCGGAGUUCGUGCGCGCGCAGGCGGAGGGCUACCGGCGGCGCGGCGCGGCGGGGCUGCGGGGGGCGCGCGAGGCGCUGCUGCGCGCCGCCGUGGUGGCCGUGUUCGUGUCCGCCAUCCUGUGGCUGUCCGUGUUCAUGUACGUGGUGUUCUACUACACGUACAUGCCCAACGUGACGCACGUGCGGCCCGUGCACCUGCAGUUCAAGGCGUGCGAGGAGGCGGCGGGCGCGUGCUCGUUCCCCGCGGCGCACGUGCAGCUGGCGCGCCGCGGCCGCGUGCUGAUGGCGGCGCAGCCCUACCGCGCGCGCCUCGUGCUGGACAUGCCCGAGUCGCCCGUCAACAAGGAGCUGGGCAUGUUCAUGGUGUGCGCGCAGCUGCGGGCGGCGGGCGGCGCGCUGGUGUCCGCCUCGUGCCGCGCCGCCAUGCUGCGCCACCGCUCGCGCCUGCACAUGCUGCUCCGCACUGUCAUGCUGGCCCCCCUGCUGCUCGCCGGCUUCAAUGAGGAGAAGCAACAGCUGUCUGUCGAACUGUUCAGUGACUUUGAAGAUGAUGAGGAUUUGCCAGUAACUGAUGCAUAUGUUGAGCUGCAAUCCCGAUUUGCUCAGGUCUACUCAUGUGAAUUACAAAUAGAAGCACAUUUCAGUGGGCUGAGAUAUGUCAUGUACAAUUGGCCGAGGGUCUCAGCGGCCGUAGGCAUCAGCACAAACUUGUUUUUUGUAUCUCUGAUAUUCAUUCUAAGUUGGUAUCACCUGCAGGAUGGGCUGCCAGACUUUAUUAAGAGUAAAUUCUCCAUGGACAGUCCUGCAGAUGAUGACCUCAAGGAGGAGCCCGGCUUCACCUUCACCGGGAAGGUCAAGUUGGAGAAAGAGGACUCCUCAUCAACAUUCUUUGAUGAUGAUAAUUUCUUAGAGGAGUUACAACUUGUCCCCAAAGAGGAAAAUACAAUGACUGAAUGAGGUUAGACUAAUAAUAAUUGAAGAUAAUAAAUAAUGCUGUUGGAUAACAGAAGUGAUAAUAUUUUAUUGUUGUUACAGUUAAAUUGGGAAUUACUUAUUUUUAUCAUGGGACUGUAGGGCUGUAUAUUUGUAAUUAUUGUUAUUCCUAGGCUUUAAAUCUAAUGUAGGGAAGGCAUUUUCAGGGAAAUACACACUUUUAUAGAAAAUAUAUAAUAAUGAACAAGUCUUUAUGUUAAAAGCUACUUAUGCAUUUAUGAAUUUUAAAUUUAUAUGUAGCAUUAUAUUAAUAAGUAAUAUCUUAUCAUGCUUUAUUGCAUGUAGACCAAACCUGUAAAAGUACACUUUAUAAUUCCAUUGAAUUUAAUGAACAAAUAAAUUAGUGCCAGAAUGUUUUGAUAAUCUUUACAACAUAUUUUUGUUAUUUUAGUGUAAGGGAUUUAUAUUUUUUUAGAUAAAUGUUGCACUUU
This is a messenger RNA of Plutella xylostella (diamondback moth), 1686 nucleotides long. It is a transcript of the gene Seipin, whose product is annotated as lipid droplet biogenesis associated protein seipin. Gene Ontology annotation, biological process: lipid droplet organization; lipid storage. The record is from RefSeq and is a predicted model, not a curated record. Gene Ontology annotation, cellular component: endoplasmic reticulum membrane. Lineage: Eukaryota; Metazoa; Arthropoda; Insecta; Lepidoptera; Plutellidae.